GUCUCUCUCCCAGAUCCGAAGGUGUUUCACCUUGUAGUACUACCCUUGGAACAUCCAGAACUGAUGUUAGAGCACCAAGACCAAACGAGCAGCAGACACGAGCACGACAACUACAAGAUCAUGCAGCAACAUCGUUAGAAGCUGAUGCGUCCUCUUCCACGGCAGCAAAGCAGGCUGCUGCGGUUUCCACCACUUC
Amoebophrya sp. A25 is the source of this 196-nucleotide messenger RNA. The record is from the annotation of a GenBank genome assembly. Lineage: Eukaryota; Dinophyceae; Syndiniales; Amoebophryaceae.